Molecule: messenger RNA, 1293 nt
Organism: Cornus florida
Lineage: Eukaryota; Viridiplantae; Streptophyta; Magnoliopsida; Cornales; Cornaceae
Product: protein EXORDIUM-like 5
Exons: 1
Coding region: 189-1229 (346 amino acids)
Source: RefSeq, a predicted model, not a curated record
AGUUUUCCAGAAAGAAAACAGAGCAGGAGAGAGAGACUCUUGAGAACAGUGCGCCCACACAUGGCAGCUGUAUCCAGCCCAUUUCCCUCUCCCUCCUCCUUUAUAAACAUGUCUCAUAACUCUCUCUCCUCCACCACCGCCACCUCUUUCCAUUAUCCUCCACAGCCGCCGCCACCACCCAAAACAAAAUGUCACCACCCCUUUUCUUCUCACUCCUCUUCUUCUUGUUUUCUCUCUCUAACUCUGCUUCACCCACAACAACAGUUCAAACCCUUGACACACACCCACAGUACUACAACCCCAAGCUCCCUCCACGAACUCUCUCUUCAUCCAAGAAAUUCGAGGGUUCGUCAGACCUCAUAGACCUUCGCUACCACAUGGGUCCAGUCCUCUCCUCCCCGAUCAACAUCUACCUCAUCUGGUACGGCAAGUGGGCUCCACCCCACAAGCUCCUUAUCAAGGACUUCCUCCUCUCCCUCUCCACCGUCAACCACCGUGCCUCCCCCUCCCCCUCCGUCUCCGACUGGUGGCGCACCGCCUCCCUCUUCACUGACCAGACUGGCGCCAACGUCUCCCGUACCGUCCUCAUCGCCGGCGAGUACUCCGACCACCGAUACUCCAAUGGGACCCACCUCACUCGCCUCUCCAUCCAGCAGGUCAUCGCCACAGCCGUCCGAUCUGCACCCCUCCCCGUAGAUCACAAGAACGGGAUCUACCUUAUCUUAACCGCCGCGGACGUGACCGUACAGGAUUUCUGCCGAGCGGUGUGUGGGUUCCACUACUUCACCUUCCCAUCAAUGGUAGGGUACACCUUACCCUACGCGUGGGUUGGCAAUUCGGGUAAACAAUGCCCCGAAGUCUGUGCCUACCCGUUUGCGGUACCCGCUUACAUGGCGGGUGGUGGACCUGGUUCGCUUGUCCCACCGAAUUCCGAUGUGGGUGUGGACGGUAUGAUCAGCGUGAUCGGUCACGAGCUGGCUGAGCUGGCAACGAACCCUUUGAUCAACGCGUGGUACGCCGGCGAGGACCCCACGGCCCCAACGGAGAUCGGGGACUUGUGUGAGGGGUUAUACGGGUCGGGUGGCGGUGGCGGGUAUAUAGGGCAGGUGAUGAAGGAUAGAGAGGGGAGGACGUUUAAUAUGAAUGGUAGGAGGGGUAGAAAGUUUUUGGUACAGUGGAUUUGGAGCCCUAUUUUGAAAGCUUGUGCUGGUCCUAACGCCCUGGACUAACGCAUACACAUAUGUAUACAUAUACAUAUAUUUAUAUAUAUUGUAGUAUUCUUUUUAACAUUAA